UACCCUGAUUUUUGUAGAACUGAUUCUUAGCUGUUCGCUAUAACUAAUAUAAGUAUCACGUGGUGAAAAUCCAUUUUUCGGUUUGCGUGCCUUUAAUCCGCCUCGACGGUUGAUGAGAAGCCAAGAUGUCGUCGGUCAACAGUGAAAUAAAAGCGGAAUCUACCCUAAAGUGAUACACCUAAAUACCAGAUUGAGUGAGUCACGACGGAAAUCACAAUGUGUUCUAUACCGGGGCUCCCAUCAACAGGUUCAAAUGUACCUGUACUUAUUACCAGAGUUAAUCUGAAUCCAUCAUGUGUUCUUGUAGAGUUUUGGGGAAAUUUUGACCAAGACCGGAAAUUUGCCUAUCAGCAGCUGAAAAAGGAGAUACAAUACCCCAGAGAGAGUUUCUGUGAAUCAGAUGGAAACCCUGGUGACUUGUGCCUUGUACAAGUGUAUGAAACAUGGUAUAGAGCCCGUAUAGUUUCCAGAGACACUGAAGAGUACAGCGUGUUUUUAAUUGAUGAAGGCCGAACACUGUGUGCUACUGUUAACACUCUAGCCUGGGGAAAAAGUGACUUUUUCUAUCUUCCCCCUGAAGUUGAAUUCUGUGUUCUUGGCAAUGUGUUACCACUGUCUCCUGAAAAUAAAUGGUCAGCAAUGGCCUUCGAGUUCAUGAAGACCUUCUGUGGUCGAAGAGUCAAUGCUUCGGUUCAAGAUGUUCUUGUGCCUCAUCGAACAUUCCUUCUUGACAUUCCUUGUCUGUCCAGACAGAUGUUUGAAAUGGGCUUUGCAAAGAAAUUGUACAGUGAUCAGUUCAAGGAGUUUGUUGCAAGAUCUUUACAGACCAACAAUGGAACUGGAGAACCUCAGAGAAUUUCUUCCAUUAGGCCAAAACCAGUUGAGAGUAUUGAGCAAAUGGAGAAGCAGCAGGCCUACAUGUACCCAGAGCUGCAAACUGAUACUGUUGAGACUGUCAUGGUCACAGAAGUAACAAGUCCAUUUCGAAUAUUCUGUCAACUUAAGGUUUUCUCUCAGGAGCUGAAAAAGUUAACCGAACAGAUAACUCAGCAUUAUGAGGGAAGAGUUGGCAGAAAUUUUGCAAGACCUGAGAAUUUGGGCAGACCGUGUGCAUCAAGAGGAAGUGACGGCAAGUGGUAUCGUUCAGUUCUGCAGCAGGUCAUGUCUGCAAACAAUGUGGUUGAGGUUUUGCAGGUGGAUUAUGGGAAGAAACAAUUUGUACAAGUUGAGAAUGUCAGGCAUCUUCCCUCUGAAUUCUUCAGGAUGCCUGUCGUUACGUACGUGUGCUCCCUUCAUGGAAUAGUCGACAGAGGUGUUGGUUGGACAGCUUCACAGAUUGAUUAUCUGAAAUCACUCCUGCUCAACCGCACAGUGAUUGCCAAGUUUCAGUAUCAAAGCCUUUCUGAAGGUGUUCACUAUGUCAUGCUUUAUGGAGAGGAGAACACAAACAUCAACAAAUUGUUUGAACUGAAACAGAAAUGUUCACUGGACUCUGAAAUGACUCUUGCAGAUUUCGCUGUUCAGAAGAGCCCAUCAUCUCAAAACAGCAAGAUUUUGGAGACAACAGAGAUCUCACACAUUGGUGAAACCUACUCUGACCUUAAAGGGAACAAACCAGUCUUUUUCACAGAAAGUCUCACACCUAACACUUCACAUCUGGCUGUUGUGCAGCACGUUGACAGCCCUGGAAAGUUUUGGGUUCAAACUCAGAAUUACGCUGAUGAAUUCGACCAGCUAAUGAAUGACCUUGGAAAUCUGUACAUUAAUCCAACAAGCGAUGAAGGAUUGAUAAGAAAGCCUGUUGUUGGUCUCCUCUGUGCAGCUAAAGCCCAAGAUGGUGUGUUCUACAGAGCAGCUGUCUAUAAGGUAAUUGACAAGAAAGCAGAAGUUUACUUCCUCGACUACGGCAACACAGAACUUGUUGAUUGUUUCAACCUUCGACAGUUGCCUCUGAGAUUCCAGCAGCUGCCAGCUGUGGCGUUAAAGUGCUCCCUCCAUGGCAUUAAAUCCAGACUGAAACACUGGGACGAGAGGGCUACGUUGUUCUUUUCAAAACUUGUCGAAGACAAAAAACUUGAAUUGCACGUACAAGACAAGCAUCAAGACACUCACAUGGUUCAAUUAGUGGACCCGAGUUUAGAUGGAGAAAAUGAUGUAAAUAAGUUGUUGUGCAAUGCGAAUUUUGCAGAUAGUGAAAAGAGCAUUGUGGAUAAUUCUGUUGUAAGAUCUUGUGGUUUAAAAACCACACACACCUCUGGCAUAUUCCUGACAGACACUCGACCUCAGACGCCUUCCAGUUCUUCUGCUGUGGCGGAAAGUGCAUCGGUUUUCAAGGAAUACUUGUUUCCAAUUGGAAGUUCACUAGAGGUAACCGUAUCCUACAUUGAGAGUCCAAAUGACUUCUGGUGUCAAAAAGCACGAAAUGCUGCAUGCUUAGAAGUGCUAAUGCAAGAUAUUCAGCGUUUCUAUGCUCACAGUGAAUUUCAGCCACCUUUGGAAGCAGCUUGUGUUGCUUGUCAUCCUGAAACUGGGAUAUGGUACAGAGCCUUGGUCAUUCAAAAGCACCAAACGCCUCAUGUUGAGGUCUUGUUCGUUGACUAUGGGCAGACAAAGAAAGUUGCCAUUGAAGAUCUUCGAAAGAUCAGUCCAGCAUUUUUGAAGAUGAAAGGACAAGCCUUUCGAUGUAGUUUAUAUAAUCUGAUCCACCCGGUUUCCCACUCAGCUUUAGACUGGAGCCCUGAAGCCACAUUACAGUUUCAAGAGUUUGUUGACACUGCAGCAUCCAUGAACGUGCCUUUGAAAUGCACCAUUUUUGCUGUAAUGUAUGAUUCCCAGAAAGUUGUGUUCAAUGUGGUGGACUUGGAGACCCCAUUCCAAAGUAUUUGCAAUCUCCUUGUCCAGAGGCGUCUAGCUGAUCGUGCACCCUCUAAGAGAGCGCCUCUCCCACCCUUUCGCCUGGACACCUACUAUUAUUCAACACACGGAGUCAAGACUGGAUGUGAAGAAGAAGUGAGUGUCACCUGUGUGAAAAGUGUCACUCAGUUCUUUUGCCAUCUCGCCAGGAAUUCAGAUGAGAUUGAGAAACUGGCAGGCAAGGUCAAUUCCCUAUGCCGUCAACUAGAGGUAACCAAGUGUCCUCAGACUUUUGGAACGGUUUGCUUUGCAAAAUACACAGAUGGACUUUGGUAUAGAGGCCAGAUAAAGUCUUCAAAACCGUCAGUGGUGAUCAAUUUUGUGGAUUAUGGCGACACAUUGGAAGUUGAAAAAUCAGACUUGCUGCCAGUUCCAAUUGAAGCAGGAGAGAUUAUGUCCGUCCCAGUGCAGGCAAUUGAAUGUGGGCUGUCGGAUAUGCCAGAAAAUGUGCCAUGUGCAGUGGAAAAUUGGUUUCAGAAUUUUGCGGACAGCCAUUGUUUCACUGCUUUGAUUGUGGCAAAAGAACCUGCAGGAAAGCUUAUGGUGGAACUUUAUGAGGGAAAAACUAAAGUGAAUGCACUGAUCAGACAGAAGUUUCACAAUGAAAUCCAUAGAAUUGAACCAAGCUCACUCAAAGGAUAUAGUUCAAAGAACCGAAGUGCACAAGUUCAGGCAGAGAGCCUUAGAAAGGAAAGUUCCAGUGGUUUUAAUAGAGAUCGCACAGACCAAGUUCAACAAUCCCGGGAAAGUCAUGCAGCGCAACGAGGAAACGUUGAAUCAAAACAGCCACGAAGCAAGUGGGGAUUCCAUACAGAUGAUAGACCAGAACCAACAAGAGAUUUUGGGACAAUCCAUAAUUCUCAGAAGCAAAAUGAACCACAAAGAAAGUCCAAUGAUAGAGCUGAUGUACCAUGUGCAUCUGACAAAACUGAUGGUGUUAAACCAAAGUACCAGGCUCUUCUCAGAGAAUCGUCGCUCCCAGUGAAAUUAAUAAAACCUGGUCUAGAAGCUGAGGUAUUCAUCUCUCAUUGCAAUAGCCCUUGUAGCUUCUUUGUUCAGUUUGCAUCAGAUGAGGAUGACAUUUACUCACUUGUAGAGAAGUUGAAUGCUGACCAGUCAAGGUGCGCAAACAUUGAUUCUAGUCAGAUUCGUGAGGGAAACAUGGUCUGUGCAAUGUUUCCUGAUGAUAACUCUUGGUACCGUGCAGCAGUACGAAAAAACACUGACAAAAUUGACGUUGAAUUUGUUGACUUUGGAAACACGGCUGUGAUUUCUGCCUCAAAAAUAUGUCGUCUUGAUCAAUCAUUUGCUUCGUUUCCUAGGUACAGCAUCCACUGCUCUGUACAUAAACUAAAUGUUGACAGCGUAGACCAAGAAAUUGCACCCAACUUCAAACAAGUAAUUGAUCAAAACAUUGAAAAGGUCAUGUGCACGUUCGUUAAAAUGUCAGGGACCGUGUGGGAAGUGAAACUCAAUGUUAAUGGUGUAGUGCUGGGAUCCACCUGCAGGCAUGAAGUUGCACCAGCAGCUGAGCUUUUGACUACAGGUGUCAAGCAUCAGAUGUCUGAUACCAAGGUCUGUACCCGUUACAAGGACCCUGACAUAUCAGCUGGUCAAAUGAUCAAUGGAUACCCCUCAUUUAUCAAGGGUCCUCAGCUUUUCUGGUGCCAAUAUGCGGAAAUGGACAAACUUCAAGAGAUUUCAGAUGCUUUACAGAAUGCUGGUAAUGCAUCAGAUACAACUUUGAGUGAGGACUCUGUGCCAGCUGAAAGUGCUUGCAUUGCUCUCUUCAAUGAAGACAAUUUGUGGUAUCGAGCUAAAGUAACAUCUAGGGACCUUGACACACUCUCCGUUACCUUCGUAGACUAUGGAAAUGAAUCAAAAGUCAAUCUGGGUGACAUCAAAGCACUUCCACCCGAGCUAUCAGAUGUGCCCCCUCAGGCAUUUAACUGCCAGCUUGAAGGUUUUGAUCUUUCCGAGGGUUUCUGGGAUAAGAAGGCAGAAGAUGCUUUUUUUGAUCUAGUUAAUGACAAGCUUUUUAAUAUCACUGUUGAGAAAAUGGGGGACUCUGAAACACCACACUUCGUCAAGCUGGAUUGUAAUGGUGUUUUCAUCAAUGAUGCCAUGAGAAGCUAUUGGAAAAGUCAAAGUCCUGAAACUCCAUCAGAUGAACUCUUAAGUGAAGCAGAACUGGUGUCUGCCAAUGACUUUGUGGCUGCUGAAGUUAAUAUUGACUCUGAAGUUACCCUUGAUGCAGACACUGAGCUUGUUGACGAAAAAACGUGCACCUCAGUCCUUGAAAUGCAACUUUCUGAACAAGAGGAGCUUGAUUUGCUGAGAAAUACAGAAGCUGGAAAUGAAGCUCGAGAUGGCCCACUUGAGAUGACUACUGAAAAUGUUGCCUCAUCUGAUACUUGGGGUAUAGUGCCCUCUGAAACACAAAGCAACCUGGAUAUCACAUGCAUCACAGAAGAUGAACCAGUUUCAGGUUCCACAAGUCCAUCUGACACAACAAACCAGCAUACCUUUGCUAAAGAGACAGAUGUUGACCCGAAUACCACAUGCAUCACAGAAGAUGAACCAGUUUCAGGUUCCACAAGACCAUCUGACACAACAAACCAGCAUACCUUUGCUAAAGAGACAGAUGUUGACCCGAAUACCACAUGCAUCACAGAAGGUGAACCAGUUUCAGGUUCCACAAGUCCAUCUGACACAACAAACCAGCAUGCCUUUGCUAAAGAGACAGAUGUUGACCUGGAUACCACAUGCAUCACAGAAGAUGAACCAGUUUCAGGUUCCACAAGUCCAUCUGACACAACAAACCAGCAUACCUUUGCUAAAGAGACAGAUGUUGACCCAACACCUUUUCCUGUAGUUUUGCCACAGCAAUCUGAGGGAGCAACAUCUAGUAUUUCCUCAGAGAAUAUAGAAAGCUUCUUGAUGAAUAACACUGAUUCUCAAUUAUGCAUUGUUGAGGAACCAGAUUCACCAUCAUAUGAGAUCAUUCAGUCAGACUUGGGCUAUUUGAGGCGAUCGACAGAGAAGAAGCCUGUUGGGUCAGAUUGUGUGAUCUGGUCUCAUGUAAGGAGGAAUUGGUGCACAGCACGAAUUUUAAAAGUUUCUGAAGAUGCUGCAUUGGUUUUGCUUGUGGAGCAUGAUUCUGAGGUGGUGGUAGAUCCACUCAACAUCUUUGAAAUUCUGCCAGAGAAGCCAUUGCAGACUUCAAGCAUUGAAGCUGCAGUUCCAAGUGAUCUAACCAAGGGAACAUGUACCUCAUUGAAGAACCGUGCUUCAAAGGACGAAGAUGCAGAAUAUGGAACUACAGUCGCUUUGGAGUCUGAAAAACCAAAUGAUGAAGAGGAAACGCUCAUUGACCAAAUGGAUCCAGGUGAUGAACUUGCAGACCAGCCUCAAGACAAGGGGUCUGUGUCCUGCUCCAUUGUUUUGGUUGAAGAUUCUGAGGUUGAAGAUGCAUUGGGGGAAGGUGCACUUGUUCAAGUUCUGAGUCCUGAACCGGAUAACUCCCAAGAUGACUUGAAUACUUCAGCUGGAGAGCAAAGAGAAGACUGUGCCAAGAUGAUUACCGGAGUGGAUUUACUGAUGGAUUUCCUUGAUGUUGCUCCCCAUGAUAAGGUACAGGAUGCAUGUGAGACUGAGCAUGAAACGAAUACCUUACCGGAGGCGUUUAAUAUAGAUGUUACUGAAGAUCUUAUUGUUCUGACCAGUGAUGAUGGAGCAGAGUCUGACACAGCAUCUGAUGGCACGCUUCAGGGAGAUGUGAUGGUCACGGAAAUCCAUCCUGAUGCUGAAGAAUCUUCAUGCUUACAAGAUAAGUCAAAUGCAUCUGAUUGCACCAACUCAGAGGAUCCACAAGUCACUCAUCUGACCCUGAGAGUUGAGGACGCAUCUGACGAUGAUGUCAUUUUUGUUGGUGUUUUGCAAGAAUCCCAGGCAGAAGUAUGUGAGCCGGAGAGUGAAAAAGAAAAACAGAAACGUGACUAAUGUAAACUUUGAUGUCCCUUAAAUAGUUGAUUUUGUAUGUGCAUUUUUUUUUGUUAAUCACAUUUAAAUUUGUAUUAAGUGGUGUUGUCUACUUGUUACCUUAAACCGUAUAGUAGCAACAGUAAGCACUGCUGCUUGUUCAGAGUUGAUCUGUUGUUUUCACCUUCUAUUACUGCUCACCGAUUUCACUUUGCAGAUAUGAAGGCUGUUUUGUUUUUCCGUUUAUUACACAGCCUUUCAUUGUGUUCCUUAUUGGAUUCCUAAAACGAUUUCUAAAUUAUACUUUGUACAAGGAUUUUGUUAUUUGUUCAGAUGCUCUUAAAAGUUUACACUUGUGGUGAAAAAGCAA
Rhinichthys klamathensis goyatoka is the source of this 7264-nucleotide messenger RNA. It is a transcript of the gene tdrd6a, whose product is annotated as tudor domain containing 6. NCBI's taxonomy places the organism in Eukaryota, Metazoa, Chordata, Actinopteri, Cypriniformes, Leuciscidae. The record is from RefSeq and is a predicted model, not a curated record. The transcript is spliced from 16 exons. Bases 217 to 6915 code for a protein of 2232 amino acids.